This is a messenger RNA of Meloidogyne enterolobii, 912 nucleotides long. The record is from the annotation of a GenBank genome assembly. NCBI's taxonomy places the organism in Eukaryota, Metazoa, Nematoda, Chromadorea, Rhabditida, Meloidogynidae.
AUGAAUUUGGGAAUGGCUUUUGAAGUGCCAGAGGGUGUUAUUCAAUUAAAUGUUGGGGGGACUUGUUAUUUAACUACUGUAGAGACUUUAAAAAGAGAUCAAUGUUCUUUACUUGCACAAUUAUUAACGGUUGAUGGAAUGGAGGCUAAUUCUAAAGUUGCCAAAAGAAUGAGUAAUGGGGCUGUAUUUAUUGACAGAGAUGGAGAAUUAUUUGCUUAUAUUCUCGAUUUUCUUCGUAGUGGAAAACUUUUAUUGCCAGAAAAUUUUCGUGAAUUGGCACGUCUUAAAGAGGAAGUUCAAUUUUAUCAAUUGGAAGAGUUAAUGCAACAAUUAAUUCCUUAUUAUAAUUUAAAAUAUCCAACAAGAACUUCAUCUACAAAUAUAAAUAACAGUACAAAUUCUGCUGCAGCAGCUGUUGCUGUAGCUAGAACAAAUGCUCUUUAUGAGACGGGUGGAUUUAUAACACUUGGUUAUAGAGGAACUUUUGCUUUUGGUAGAGAUGGACAGGCAGAUGUUAAAUUUAGAAAAUUACAUCGAAUAUUAGUUUGUGGUAAAGCACAACUUUGUAGAGAAGUUUUUGGUGAUACUUUAAAUGAAAGUAGAGAUCCAGACAGGGAAGGGGCUGAAAGAUAUACAGCAAGACUUUAUUUAAAGCAUCAAUGUUUAGAAAGAGCUUGUGAUAAUUUAUCUGAAAAAGGUUUUCGUUUAAUUACCGCCUGUUCUAGUGGGGCAAAUGGACUUGUAUUAACAGCGAGUAAUCAACAAUCACCUGCAAAUAAUAGCCAGGUCCCUUUUCAGCGUGAAAGUGGAGAUAUGGAAGAACAACGUUGGGCACAUUAUACAGAAUAUGUAUUUUAUAGAGAACCCCAAUUUGGGUUAUUUACAAGUCCAGAUAUUAGUCCAAGAAUUUAA